This is a messenger RNA of Athalia rosae (coleseed sawfly), 5483 nucleotides long. It is a transcript of the gene Hasp, whose product is annotated as protein lev-9-like. The record is from RefSeq and is a predicted model, not a curated record. The coding region runs from base 1949 to 5257 and encodes 1102 amino acids. The transcript is spliced from 4 exons. Lineage: Eukaryota; Metazoa; Arthropoda; Insecta; Hymenoptera; Athaliidae. Gene Ontology annotation, cellular component: extracellular region. Gene Ontology annotation, molecular function: peptidase inhibitor activity.
GAAUUGCAUUGCCUCGAAUGCACCUGGUUCCCGCGGAGUAGUGAACGGGAAAAAGGUGAAAGAAACAUUAACGGUUGAGAACCGGUAAGCUUCUUAACUCGCAAGAAAUCUAAAAACCGAGGCUACCGCGUCGACGUCGUUGACAAGAACUCUUCAAAUCCCUUGUCUUUCGAAUCUCAUCUCUCCCUUUCGGCUACCGAGUUACCGUUUCGGACUCGCAACUUCUUCGGGUCAUACGGAGAGUGAGAAAUUUCAUUUUUCAUUCGCAAAAAUUUUCUCUCUGAUUAAAGACACGUUAGACGAUCAGUUUGAAAAACGUGUGGACGAACUUGCUAUUCAACCUGUGCGUGAAAUCGAGUGCUGGACUAAAGAGCGAGAGGGUCUCACCUGAUUUGAAUAAGAUAAAUGAAGACAUCAGUUUCGAGAGAAGGCGCGCAUAGGCCGAUACAAGAGAUAGGUGUAACGAUAGUCGGGAUAGUAAAAGUACCAUUGAACAUUUGCCGAUUGAUUGCUAUCGUUAAGAAGACAAUGGCGGACAUGGGGCUUAACCUAACGAUCGAGUCGAGUUAUAAGAAUCGACCGGGAUUACCUUGGUAGCCCUUAACUAACAAGUUGCAGCUUACUUUUAUCCGUUUGAAAUUGAUCUUCUCUUGUCGAAGCGCGCGUCGCCUACGCUCUUCACCUCGGCCUACACGUUUUAGAAACUCUUGUUAGAUACGUGUGUAUUGUGCGCGUACGCAGGUAACUUAAGCCCACCUGUGCAGGUAUAACGUAUAAUUAAUCCGUUGGAGGUAUACGUGGAUGUCGUUAUUAUAUGAACCGCGGGCAAAGUUUUGGAAAGAUUUUUAUAAGUAUGAAAAUGAUCUGGCAAAGUACGUUUUAAGUGAUUCGUAAAUUUGGUUAUUAGCGCGCGAUUGAAUCGAACUUUACGCCUCGGGCAACCAGCUGGCCGAUAUAUACUCUUCAACUGUUGAAUUCUCGUCGGUUACAAGCCUACGAAACUCGCAGGUGUUUCGCACGCGCUGAUUCCGCAGAGGAUUUUCAGAGUUCUUAUGUACCAUUGAUGGGUUAGCACCUUUUCGCAACGCCUCUGCCAAGUAAAUUGCCGGUUUUAACACCUUCUCUCUAUUUUCUUUUUCUCUCUCUCUCUCUCUCUCUCUCUCUCUCUCUCUCAUUCUCGUAUUCUUUUGUAAAACGAUCCACGCUUCACGGACACCCGUCGGUCCAUCGAAAUUACACUUCAUUCAUCCGCUGCCGAAAUUAUAACCACAUCUUCCGUUCCGGUCGAUUUUAUUCCCGGGACAAUUUCGACGAUUCUUUUUCUUUUUCUUUUUCAUUUUUUUUUUUUUUUUUUUUUGUUUUUUUUUGUUCGAAUUAUUUUUUACUUUUGUUCAUCCGCUUUUGAUUUUUUCGCGCCCGGGUGGAAAAGAUACGGGGUGAGAUAUUUCCUCGCCAUCUACCGCGGAUGCUGCGAAACAUGAGCCUGGUAUUGAACAACCCUUAUGCGCAAGGCAGAUGCGCCCCUAGCUGUCUGGCUUUGCGUCGAUCCCCAAGGGUGAAAUGUCCCGCGGUGAGAGCUUCGGCGCUUUGAAAGUAUCGGUUAGCUUGUGAAUCACUUUGAGCGGUAAGUCGCGAGCGUGAAGGGAACGUUGGGAGUGAUCGAGACAAAAAUGAGGUUGUAAAGGGGUCGGGUAAACCAAACGGACGAGAGUCGAGCUGCCCCAGUUGACGGGGGGAGGAUAAGUGGCCGGAGCGACGUUGUUUUGGGACUGGAAGGAGAGAUUCUUCGGCGUAAGCCGCAUCAAAAAGCACCCAAAUAAACACAAACAAUGCCAUUGUACGCGAACUGUAACCGGGGGGGAUUCUAAACUCGAAAUCAAACAAAUCGAAGAAAUAAUCACGCCGAAAGUGAAACGAGUGUGACGAGAAAAUAAAAAAAAAUCUCACAAUGAAACUGAGCGCGAUAAGCCUGGUACUCCUCAUCCUCGGUGCUCGCGUUCACCGUUCGCAAUGUAAAUUGCAAGAACAGGUGUCCGCCGAAGAUGACGACGAGGGGGAUGAUUGGGACGAGGACGACGACGACGACGACGACGACGACAAGUAUCACAAGAGCGAGAUCGACGACGACGGUCGCGUCUAUAAAAACCCGCGAAAUUCGCCGUCGGCUAUGUGUCCCCGUGACGAGGAGCAGGCCGAUCGACUGGGACAGAAGUGUCUGAGAAAAUGCUCGACCGACGAGGACUGCAAGAGCAAAAAGAAGAAAUGUCGGUGCGACGGAGCCUGCGGUAUGUCGUGUAUAAAACCGGAACGCGAGUGUCCGGAAUUGACUGACAUUGAACACGGAGGGAUGACCGUCACAGGCAAGUUCUUCGGAGACGCUGCCCGCUAUACCUGCGAUCCGGGCUUCUUCGUGGUGGGUCUUAUGGAAAGAACUUGCAGGGCGGACGGACACUGGACGGGCACGACACCGACUUGCAAAAAAGAUUCGAACACUUUCUGCACCGAACCGCCGAAGAUAAAAAAUUCGCGAAACAACGCUCUCCUCGAACAGACAACCUUCGACCUCGACAGCACCGUCAAAUAUUUUUGCAACCACGGCUACGUCACCGAGGGAUUUCCCACCGCCAAAUGUUUGAUGAAAAAUCGUGCACCGGCCAGCUGGUUCGGUCCCGACAUAUCCUGCAAGCCGAAGGAUUGCGGAAUUCCUGCCAACAUCGCCAACGGAUGGCACGCCGGGGAAUGCCACACUUUCGACUGUCGCGUAUCUUACCACUGCGAGGAUGACUACGAAUUGGUCGGAAGGGCCGAAAAAGUUUGCCUGUCGGACGGAACUUGGGCCCCCAAAGAAUCGCCGCAAUGCGUUCAGGUGACAUCCGUUCAGUGUCCACCUCCUGAAAAUCCUCGUUACGGAAAAGCGGUGUACACUUCGUGUUCGUACAAUUCUAUCGUGUCGUACGAAUGCAAGUACGGUUACACCAUCAAGGGGGACGCGACACGGAGAUGCGGUGCCGACAGACGUUGGUCGGGUCAGACGCCGGUCUGCAAAGAAAUAGAUUGCGGUAGUCCCGGCACCCUGUACAACGGAUGGAUAGAAAAUAUCGAAGCAGGUACGGGUCUCGGGGUGAGCAUAAUUUUCCGUUGCAACGCGCACAUGAAAUUGGAGGGGAACACGUCGUCGGUUUGUCAAAUCGACGGAACUUGGCGUUAUCCGUUGCCCCGUUGCCUGGCGCCCUGCGUUAUCCCAAGCGUGGACAAAGGGCACGUCGCGGUUCUGAGCGAUGAGAGGAAUCGCAUCAACAACGUCACCGUGGUAGAGCACGGCGAAAAAGUGAUCGUCGUCUGCCAAUCCGACUACGAAUUCGUUGCGAACAAGACGCCGGUUGUUUGCGAUAACGGGACAUGGGCGGUGAUACCGAAAUGCACACCGGCGCGAUGCAAGCUGAUGCCCAGAGCACCGAAGAACGGAAUGGUCAUAGCACCGAAAACUGAGCACGGGAUGCGCGCCGUGUUCAAAUGCAAAGACGGCUACGAACUCAAGGGUGACUCGAGAUUCGUCGAAUGUAAUUUCGGCAAUUGGACCGGUGAGAUCCCCCAGUGCCACGAGGUGUUUUGCCCCUUUCCCGGGUACAUCAACAACGGUAAAGUUUUACUGGUGGGAAAUAUGGGCGUCUACGACUUCCGACCUUACGUUAAAAAAAUCGUCAACAAUAAGCAAAUAAUGUACGAUUGCGAUCGCGGUUAUAUUUUGAGCGAAGGACCGCCCGGGGCGACUUGUAUAGGAGGUUAUUGGAGCCCGCGAGAAUUGCCCAAGUGUAUACCCGGACAACAUCCCAGAUUGAGAUGGAGCCGACGUCGCAGAUCGAUCGUCAAUUCGUCCAAGAGAUCGAACUCUAGCCUGCCCUACAAAAGGGUUAUCGACUUCUUCAAGCGAAUGAGUAAAAAGGUGUUGCACUUGGGUACGAGGAAUAAGUCGCGCGGUCAUUUGAACCGCGAUAAAAUGAACGGGAAACACAGAUGGCAUUCGAGUGGCAAUGAUUCGACGAGCGGUAACAGCAGGAAGAGAAUGUUUUUUGGGGAUAAGAAUCACACGGGAAUAGACAGGGGGAAGAUGAUAAAUUUUCUCGAAAUUAUAUACCAGAAACUCGCGCACGUUGACGCCAAGCUGCAAAAACGGAAAUUAGUCGGUAACGUCAGCAUGCACGAACUGCUCAACGUUCUUAGCAUAAAUUCGCUUCACGUUGAUCUCGAAGAGGCCCUGAAAAAUAUCGAGUCGAAAAAUUUAACCGGGCCGGUAUUCGAAGCGGAAAGUCAAAAGGAAUUCGCCAAGUACAGGAGGGAGUUCGAAAAACUCGUUAGAUUUUACAGCAAGCCCUUGCAGUUCGAGAGAAAGAGAAAGCAGAUGAAAUUGAAAAAAUCAGGCAAAGAUCGCGGGGAUAAGUCCGUAGGAAAUAUGUGGAAAAAGUUGAAGAAACCGCAGCACAGGUCCGCCAAUCGUUACAAGGGUUUCUACAGAUUUUUGAACGAUUACCUGGAAAAUAAGUUGUCGAAUUCCGGGGCUCGUAACGUGACGGCCGAACUGUUGAAAAAAUUGAAUAUAAACAUAUUAACGAUAAAAAACGGAACGACGAUAACGAUCAGCGACGUUUACGCGUUUUUCAAACAUAUCAUAGAAAAUAAAUUGGAUACCGAUGGUAAAAUUAACGAGACCAAUGACGUUACGACAGCUUUAACGACGGGGGAUACCGGGGAAUCGGUCGACGCUGAAAACGCGACGGUCUCUAUUAUUGCCGCGACACCGACUGAAAUAUCUAAAGAUAAUUCGAUAUUAAAUAACGAGAUUCCGUCCCAUGUUGAGAAUAAUGAUGUAAAAAGCAAAGCAGAAGUUUCCGAUACCGAGAAAACGGGUAUCUCUUUUAAUAAGAGGAAACUACUUUCCCUCGACUAUCCGUUGAGCAAUAAAAAACCGCAAUCGCAGUUGGGAGCAUCGGAUUACUAUCGGCCGUCGUCUCGUAAAAUGAGGUCAAAGCCAUUGACUCUGAACGAACUGGAAGCGCAGCAACAGAAUCACUUGAAAAGAUUUCUCGCUCCAUCCGAACUGGAUAAUCAAAUAUUUCUGAAAAAUUUAUACCUGACCGCUUACGAGGACGAGUACAGAGCCAACGUGAAACGGUCAAUUAUACAAAGCAAUCGAACCCAUCCAAGUCUUUACGAGAUGCGGGGUCGCAGGGACCUCGCACCCGACUACCUACGUAAGUAAGACUAUUUCAAUGUGAUAUUAUCGGAUAUAUACAAUUAUCAUUAUCAUAAAAUAACGAUCGAUAUUUAUUAACAAUAACUGUGAACAAACAUGUAUACAACAAUACUCCAUUUGUCUCUCCCCAUAUAUAUCGUCCCGCCCACUCGAUUACUGUACGAAGAUAAAAAAAAAAAAACAAACAAAAGAAAAGAAAAGCUUUUUGCAAUAAACAUCAAUUUUUAUCCAU